GACAACACUCAGACUCGGGGAAUGCACCUCGGCUUCCUACGAAGUUUUCAGCCUCACAUCUUCAACCAUGUCUUCCUGAGAAGUGGAGACGACCGUACACACAUCUGUUGUGAAGUCAAACAAAGCCGACGAGAAACAUAUACGGUUUGUGUCCUACUUCAGAACAUCCACAGCCUCAACAGAACCUGUAAAUCACUGUGAUUUAAACCAGAGACCGACCACUUCACUGACUUGUAGACCUCCUAUACCACGUUCUUGCUACCAUGUCCUAGCCAACACAAGUCCAGCUCCCUUCCCUAGUCAACCUUUUCCCCCUCCCUUUCUAACUUCCUUCCCAUCACCACCCUGCCCAGUCUCCUCUCCCGAUGUGGUGAUUUCUGGUUGUAGCACGAGUGGCGCCCCUUCCGGCGUGAUGAGCAGUUUGCACCAGCAGCAACAUGGCAGCGCGGGCUCGGAGCGAGACAUCCACUCCGCCGCCUCCUCCGUCAGCCUCCCCUCGCUUAGAAAGACUCCCAAGAAGCGCCGCCUGUCCCUCCACGCGCUCUUCGGGCGGCGCCGCCGGCCCGAGCGCGACGCCAAGCGCAAGUCGAGGACGCCGCAGGCCGCGGCCGGGGCGGACGGCGUCGCCGGCGCCGAGAGCGUCCAGCCGGAGGCCGUCCAAGACAAAGCCUCGACCCCGUCUCCGGCGGACGUGGCGUCGACCUCGUCGGCGGCGGGGUCUUCGUCCGAGCUGCUGGAGUGCCCCCUGUGCCUGCUGCGCCACACGCGCGACCGCUUCCCGGACAUCAUGACCUGCCACCACCGCUCGUGCGCCGACUGCCUGCGGCAGUACCUGCGCAUCGAGAUCUCGGAGUCCCGGGUCAACAUCAGCUGCCCCGAGUGCUCGGAGCGCUUCAAUCCCCACGACAUCCAGAUGAUCCUGGGAGACCGGGCCCUCAUGGAGAAGUACGAGGAGUUCAUGCUGAGGAGGUGGCUGGUGGCCGAACCCGACUGCCGCUGGUGCCCCGCUCCCGACUGCGGAUACGCAGUCAUUGCGUUCGGCUGCGCCAGCUGCCCGAAGAUCACCUGUGGGCGCGAGGGCUGCGGGACGGAGUUCUGCUACCACUGCAAACAGCUGUGGCAUCCCAACCAGACAUGUGACACGGCGCGGCAGCAGAGGGCCCAGAGCCUGCGGCUGAGGAGCUUCAGGUCGUCCUCGCUCAGCUACAGCCAAGAGAGCGGAGCCGCAGGAGAUGACAUCAAGCCAUGCCCUCGCUGUGCCGCCUACAUCAUCAAGAUGAACGAUGGGAGCUGUAAUCACAUGACCUGCGCCGUGUGCGGCUGUGAGUUUUGUUGGCUGUGCAUGAAGGAGAUCUCUGACCUGCACUACUUAAGUCCGUCUGGCUGCACCUUUUGGGGGAAGAAGCCCUGGAGCAGGAAGAAGAAGAUUCUGUGGCAGCUCGGCACGUUGGUGGGGGCCCCCGUGGGUAUCGCCCUCAUUGCCGGCAUCGCCAUCCCCGCGAUGAUCAUUGGCAUCCCAGUUUAUGUGGGCAGAAAGAUCCACAAUCGCUACGAGGGCAAGGACAUCUCCAAACACAAGAGGAACUUGGUGAUAGCCGGAGGCGUGACGCUGUCUGUGAUCGUGUCUCCCGUGGUCGCUGCAGUCACUGUUGGAAUCGGCGUUCCCAUCAUGCUCGCUUACGUCUACGGAGUUGUCCCGAUCUCCUUGUGCCGGAGCGGCGGCUGCGGAGUGUCUGCCGGCAACGGCAAAGGGGUUCGAAUCGAGUUCGACGACGAAAAUGAGAACAUAGGGAGCGGGGUGGCAGCCACAGACACGACCUCAGUGGCGGAGACCCGGCUCAACAAUCCCAGCCUCGGAGACGGGGCGAGUGUUGGCGGGCUGACGGGCCUGAGCCUCAGUGUCAGUGGGAGCCACAUGGAGCGCUGCGGCGUGAGCUCCGCGCAGCGAGACAACAUGAGCGACAACGCCAGCACCACGGCCCUCGCUGGGACCAGCAUCACCGGCAGCCUGUCUGGAAGCUGCUACAACCGGAUGGAAGUGCAGGCUGAUGUCCAGAAGGAACGCUGCAGUCUCAGCGGAGAGUCGGCCACCGUCAGUCUGGGGACGAUCAGCGACAAUGCGAGCACAAAAGCCAUGGCCGGGUCCAUCCUCAAUGCCUACAUGCCUCUGGAGAGAGAUAACAGUCUGGAGGUGCAGGCGGACGAGUCCAAACAGGAGAAGGUGCGACACUGCAGCGGCAGCAGCAGCCUGGAUGAAGCCAGCUGUAGCAGCAGCACCGCCGACCAUAAAGGAGAUAACGGCAGCACGGGCCCUUAUUCGUGUCCUUCCACCUGCACCGGCUGCGCCCAACACGGAAACCACUGCUGCCCCUCUUCCCCUCGGUCAAAGGACCACUCCACUUCAGGGGGCAAAAAGGGCAAAGGUAAGCAGUGGAAAAGAGCCAGCAGCUGCGCGGGAGAAACAAAAAUGAACCAAACACAAGGGGAUGUGGAGCAGCGCAGCACCAACUCCUCCGAGUUCGACUCACCGUCCCUGAGCGGCAGCAUCCACUCCGUGGCCGACUCGCACUGCAGCCACUUCUCGUCGGAGCUCAGCUGCUCGGAACCCGAAACCUCGAGGCCGGCUCGCCCACACUGCUCCUCCCAGCUGGACCCCCACCUCCCCGCCGCCGCCCUCGGCGACGUCCCGCCCAUGCCCGAGGUGGAGCACGACCGCCUGGAGCACGUCCCGUCUCAGAGCGGCCACGCGGCCUUCGCCCACCGCCUGCUGUCAUCGUCGUCGCCCCCUCCCUCACCAAAAGACGGAAGCAGGGGGACCUUUCUGUACAUCAGCGAGGACGUGGUCAGCGCUGCCGAGCCGGAGAAGGAUGAGAACGUUACAGAGGCCACCAGCAACACUGCUGUGCAGCCCGUAAGCCCGAGGAGGAAGCGCUGCAUACAAACGGACAUCUAAAGAAACUCUUUACCACUACAGGCUCGGUUAGCUUUAUCAGCCAGCUCCUCAAUGUAUAUUGGGAAUCUGGUGAUGAUGAGGGUUUAAGGCGGGAAUAUUACGUUAUUCCUUCGGUUGAGGGAGGGUCGAGGUCUAAGUUGGAGAGAGAUUUGUGGAUGAAGUUAACGAGGAGCACAGUGAAGUGUUUGGUUGUGACAGGAUAAGCAGGCGAAUUCAAAGUGGGGCAACGAGGCCUAGCGUAAGUAGAGGGGAAUGUAAUUGGACAGGUGGAAAGCAGGUUCUCAGAUGUUCGUGGGAUGUUGCAGAGAUCCCGGGCCGAACCUUUUCAGCCUUUUCCCGAUGCUGGCAAAAAGCAGAACUGAUAAAGCUGGAAUUGAGCAAAGUAAAGCAAGUAAAAUGUCAGAUUGUCUUUUCGUCAGUAAAUGUAGCUGCUAUGAUUAAAAAAAAAAAACCUUUUCUCCUUCAUCAUAUCACAUCUGCAAAAACCUGGUUUUCCUCGGUUCGUUAAAGCGAACAUGGAAAUCUGAGAGGGACCAGUUCAUACAGUAGCAGAUGUUUCAUAAUCACAUAUACUAAAAAAAAAUGUCAGUGGAUGCUUUUGUUUAAAAUGUGACUCUUUGUUGUUGUUGUUUUUUUUUUGUGUUUGCCUAUUUUUAUUUUCCAUUUUGGGAAAGUCAGUUUUAAUGUUGAAGCCCUGUGUUGGGUCCAAACUUUUUAAUAUAAUCAGAUGGGAACUGUGUUGACAAAAGACAGAAUGUGUAGCCUUGCAUUAUGUAACCAGCGGCCACCUUGCAGUAAUUCUUUCUUCACAAGCCGGUCUGCACUGAUGAACAAUAUUUUUUUAUUCAUUUUACACCUGUGCAAACGCAAAAUGAUCACUGCAGUUUUUAGUCACUUGUGGAAUCAUUGUAGUCGCAUUCAAGAAAGGGAAGUUACUCCUUAUGAACGUGAAGCCUGAUUUUUAAAAUUUGGCAAUUUGUUUCUUAUAAAUUCACUAAAACUGGAAAGUCAACCAAACAAUAUUCGCAAUAAUAUAAAAAAAAUAGCUUUCAGUCACGAUACAAUAAAGUGUGAAGUCAGGAAACGAGUGAACUUUCUAUCAAAAAUUAUUUUGUUGUGCAAUGAGAAGCUUCUCUCUUGUAUCCGAGCACACACACACUUCUUAGUCAAUAUUCCGUAUUGAAUGUACAGUGAUAAUGUUAAAUAGUUGAUUCAGAGCUCUGGGUGUAUUUUAACUACGGGAUGUUUUUUCUUAAAUACUUGCACAUGAUUGAUGCAGAUGAUUUUAUAUUCGUCAAACCUAUAGUGCCUUUUUUUGUGGGAGGGGGGUAUUUCUGCGUAUGUUUUUUUUCUCUUUUUUUCCACUUUUAUUUCUUCAUUCUGUACGUCUUCAAAUGAUAAACAUAAAAAUCAUGAGAGUAUUAAUUGUGUUAUACCUUCAGCCUUCCAAAGACUGCUCUCAGUGCCACUGACUCCUGACGGAAAUAAUUCAUGACAGAUUUGACAGCACCUGUUGAAAUUCACUCAUCGUGGGGCAGUUCAUUCAAACCAAAACAUUUGUUUGGGCUGAAGACAUUUUUAAAACGUUUCCCCUGAGGUAGCCAAAGUCUCCGAACUUGUCGAGUCUGUAAAGAGAAAGACCGGCGCAUAUUGGCAAUAAAACACCUUUUAUCCAAAGUAUUCAGCAUCAGGGCUCGGUGACAGCAACCACGUCCAGUCCCUGCUGUGUGUAGCCAUCAAAGCUCGGUGCGACGUUUUGAUGCACCUUGAAAGCCUCUGGUUGCAGAAUACUCCUCUGAGUUUAUAUUAUUGUUUGAAGACCAGUGCCAGCUCUGUAUCCAAAUUUGGUAUCAAGAAGCUUGUGCUGUUUGAACAUGUAUACAUGUAUAUUUACUAAUUAUUUGCUUCAUAAUGUGCAUGUAAAUGCAUAUCCUUAAACAAUAAAACUGUCAAUUCAUUUUAUUGCA
Mugil cephalus (flathead mullet) is the source of this 4920-nucleotide messenger RNA. Its product is annotated as E3 ubiquitin-protein ligase RNF19A-like. Lineage: Eukaryota; Metazoa; Chordata; Actinopteri; Mugiliformes; Mugilidae. The transcript is spliced from 10 exons. The record is from RefSeq and is a predicted model, not a curated record. Bases 413 to 2953 code for a protein of 846 amino acids. Gene Ontology annotation, molecular function: zinc ion binding; ubiquitin protein ligase activity; ubiquitin conjugating enzyme binding. Gene Ontology annotation, biological process: positive regulation of proteasomal ubiquitin-dependent protein catabolic process; protein polyubiquitination; ubiquitin-dependent protein catabolic process. Gene Ontology annotation, cellular component: cytoplasm; ubiquitin ligase complex.